CAAAAAAUACAGCUUUCGUUUCUACAAUUCCAAUCUCAAAUUUGAAGUCAUCUCCAUCAGCUCGGAGACAUCAUCAGUGCUAUCCGACCGUACGAUUUUGAAGACGGAGCAGUUGCGACGCUCUCAGUGCGAUGCCUAGCCAACCGCCCCUCCCACCCCUCCUCACUCCCUACGUAUCGUCUCUGCCGCCAUCCUCCCUCACAGUCCUAUCUUCAGUCCUUGGCGCAACAGGGAAUUGGCUAGUCCUACGAUUUCUAUAUGCUGCCUUGAAUUCGUCGUCGACUUCAGACGCUGUUGCAGGCCUCAGCGACACCAACAAUGGGAGAAAGAGGAAGGUUGUGCUCGUGAGUUUUCUGCGGGGUUGGGAAUUUUGGAGGUCCGAGGCCAAAAGAUUGGGCCUCGAUCUUGCCCGCCUCACAGACAAACGCCAAUUCGCUUUUGUUGACGGACUCUCCGAACUUUUCGCCGCCCCCUCCGCUACUUCGACUCAGACACCAACAAUCCAACCUUCACCGCGAGGAACAGUGCCUCCCCGGACAGUUCUGCCCCUCAGGUCGCAACCCGGACCCGUUCCCGCGCGAGGACCGCAACCCGCUGCUCGGCCAGUCGCUGCCCCUCCGAACCCGCCAACAUCGAGAGAAGUCGGGCCAGUCAAGCGGCUUCACCUAUCAGGAAAUGGAAAUGCGGCUUUGGAUGUGCUCGAGAAAGACAUUGCGGCGGUGAUCAAUGAUCUGAAAACAUCAACAUCCGGAGAUGAACAGGAAGAGCCCGAGGUUUUAUUGAUUAUCGAUCAGCCAGAUCUGCUACUAGCCGCUACGGGUCCGAGCAGGGGCAUAGGCGCUACAGAGAUGGGAGAUUGGGUGAUGGGCCUACAACAGUACGCUCACGCAACGAUUAUGACGGCGUCCUCUGACUCUCCGUUGAUCCACAAUGCUUCCGCAUCUGCGCACCAGGGAGCAACUCCGCUGGAGACUGAGCAUGCCGCUUUCGCUAUCGGAUCGGCUCAUCGGGCGCACAUGGUUAUGCAGCUCCGAAACCUUGAAACGGGUGCCGCAAGGGAUGUCAGCGGUGUGCUCAGGGUCAGCAAAGGUGGCGCGUGGGGGCAAAAUGACAGCACCGAGGCUAAUAGUCACUGGGAAGAGAAGGAAGUCCUAUAUUUCGUUCAAAGGGACGGUGGUGUUAGCGUCUUUGGGCGAGGAGAAUAGAUACUGAAGUUGUUGCAUCAUUCCAUGUCAUGUCCAGGCGUUCAGGCGUGCAUGCGGAAAACAAUAGAUUUGGGGUAAAUAGAAAUCUUGUCGCAAUUGGAUCGAAAAAGCACACCUGUUGUCGCAGAAACCACAUCGUACGCACUCGAAGGGUAGGUUGCAAUCAAGUAGACAGAUCAUAUUGGACGAAUAAUCUCAAACU
Messenger RNA from Aspergillus costaricaensis CBS 115574, 1407 nucleotides. RefSeq lists its product as uncharacterized. Gene Ontology annotation, cellular component: elongator holoenzyme complex. The record is from RefSeq and is a predicted model, not a curated record. The coding region runs from base 132 to 1205 and encodes 357 amino acids. Gene Ontology annotation, biological process: tRNA wobble uridine modification. NCBI's taxonomy places the organism in Eukaryota, Fungi, Ascomycota, Eurotiomycetes, Eurotiales, Aspergillaceae. The transcript has 3 exons.